CAGGUCACUGGCCAGUGAUUUAGGAAUACAUGGCAGCGCAGAAAACCGACCUGUCAGCCUCAAAUGUACUGCGGGACGGCCAUCACCCAGUGUGGACGGUUGUGCGCACCGCGCUGCAUAGCCCAAACGUCUAGUGUCUUGAUGCCGUGGUCACUUAUAUCACUCGUCACCAAACAACCUUCACGCCCGAGUGGUUUUACAAGUGUGGAUCCAUAGCGUCAGGUACUACAGUCAACCGUAGCCUUUGCUUUCGAAGCUCCUUCCGUCAAUGAACCUCGGAACUCGAACGCAACCUCCGAGAAGACUCAUGACACACGACCGUUCAAGCCCUUGCAUUCCGCUGCAGCGGAAGAGUGGGAACGGCAAAAGAAGCAAUAUGACGACAAGAACGAUGCGAUCGACGAACUCAUGGUCCCAUUUGCGAAAGAACGAUUCAACGUCGUGUUCCAAGGAAAUCCUGGGACUGGAAAAACAACUGUGGCUCGUAUUUAUGCGAAAUUUCUAGCAUCUGUGGGGAUUUUGACAUCAAACGAAGUAACUGAGACAUCCGGCGCAAAACUUACACAUCAGGGGCCCGAUGUGGUUCAAAUGCACAUUGAUGAGCUUAUCAAGCGGGGAGGGGGGGUCCUCUUCGUGGACGAAGCUUAUCAACUUACUGCUCCCUACACGCCGAACGCAGGACGACAAGCUCUCGAUAUCAUCCUCACUGAGAUAGAAAACCAUAUCGGCAAGCUGGUUGUCAUUUUUGUCGGGUACAACAAGGAAAUGGAAACCAUCUUCGAACACAAUCCCGGAUUGUCUAGCAGGAUUCCUUACACCCUGCAGUUUACCGAUUUUGAGGAUGUGGAGCUCUCGGACUCCUACGAAGAGGUACUCAAGAUGUCAGGCGCUGAUAGGAUGGUGAUUGCAGGGGGUAUAGACGGUCUUUUCAUGCGUGUUGCUGUCCGCCGAUUGGCCCGAGGCCGAGGACUUAGGGGUUUUGGGAAUGCUCGUUCCGUCAAUAAUCUGUUGACGAAGAUAUCAGAGCGCCAGGCCAGGCGUCUGACCGAGAAAAGGAGGAGCGGCAUCCGUCCACAGCCGGAAGAGUAUCUUGAAUUCACGCAGGAAGACUUGAUCGGACCAAGACCUACAAAAGUAUUUGCCGGACCAGCAUGGGAGAAGCUCAAUACGCUCAUCGGACUCGAAGCCGUCAAGUCGUCGGCGCGGACGAUGAGCGAAUUGAUUCAAACGAAUUACGAACGAGAGCUCAAGGAACUGAAGCCACUUGACUUCCCUCUUAACCGGGUCUUCGUAGGAUCGCCAGGAACAGGCAAAACCACGGUUGCCAAGCUAUAUGGGCAAAUCAUGGCUGAUCUAUCGCUUCUCAGCACUGGAGAAGUGGUCGUGAAGAAUCCAGCGGAUUUCAUUGGCGAAUGUCUCGGAAAGUCGGAGGCCAAAACGAGAGCCCUCCUCGCAACUACACUAGGAAAGGUUUUAAUCAUUGACGAUGCGUACAUGCUGAACUCCGGCGCACCCGACAAGCAGCAGGAUAACUACAGAAAGGCAGUGGUCGACACCAUCGUGGCAGAGGUUCAGGGCGUUCCUGGGGACGACCGAUGCAUCCUCAUGCUCGGCUACGAGGACAAGCUCAAAGAAAUGUUCCAGAAUGCCAACCCCGGACUCGCCCGACGAUUCGCCAUCGAUGAUCCUUUCCGGUUCGAGGACUUCGAUUUAGGGCAGUUGAAAAACAUCCUAACGUUGAAAAUGAAGGAAUUGGAUGUAACUGCAACACCGGAAGCUCUCAGUGUCGCUCACGACAUCCUAGACCGCGCCCGAAUGCGCCCGAACUUUUCCAAUGGAGGAGAGGUUGACGCAUGUCUCAAUAAGGCCAAGCUGAACUAUCAAGCCAAGCAACUGAGGGGGGAAGAUUAUACCAAACGACGAUACGAUGCUGUAUUUGAGCCCGAAGACUUCGACCCAGAAUUCGAUCGCAGCCAAAACGCAAUCAGCAAGUGCAGGCAACGUCUCAAGGACCUCGUGAGCAAUAGCAUCAUCACGAAGUUGGAGGGCUUACAGCGACUCGCGACUGUGCUGAAGAACCACGGUUUCAAUCCCCGUGAGCAAGUUCCCACGCGCUUUGUAUUCACAGGUCCACCGGGUACUGGGAAAACAACCACGGCCCGCAAUAUGGGCAAGAUUUACUAUGAUAUGGGCUUCUUGUCCACCCCGGACGUGAUUGAGUGUUCCGCUUCAGAUCUCAUCGGUCAGUAUGUCGGUCAAACCAGUCCCAAGACCAAGGCACAACUCGAAAAUGCCCUCGGAAAAGUACUAUUCGUGGACGAGGCGUAUCGUCUUGCCGACGGACAAUAUGCAGCCGAAGCGGUCCACGAGUUUAUAUACCUUCUGGGCACCCCACGAUACUCCGGCAAGAUGAUCGUCAUUCUCGCAGGGUACUCUGUGGACAUGUCUCGCUUGAUGGCCGUCAGACCCUCGCUUUCGAGUCUCUUUCCUGACGAAAUCGUUUUUGAGAAGCUGAAGCCCGCGGAAUGCUUGUCCCUACUAGACCGGGAGCUCGAGAAAAGGCGAAUUUCCGCCAGUUUCCUUAAGAAUCCCUCUUCCCCGGGAUAUCGUCACCUGGCCAAGCUGUUUCGAAUUCUAUCCGUCUUUCCGACCUGGAGCAAUGCCCGAGAUAUCAAGACACUAGCCGCGCAGAUGUCAUCGGUUGUGUUCGAAGUGAUGGCUCAGGGUCACACAAGGGAACUGUUCUUCGAGCCUGCCACCGCGGACGCGUGCAUACGGAGGAUGAUUGCUCUGCAACGAGAGAGAUGCAAUACCAGCGCUGGAAAGGCCGGUUGCCCAACACCAAAUCAAACAGGUGAAGAUUCCCUUGCCCGUGCCCAGGACGAAGCACCUCAAGAUAACACAGCUACCCACGCCGACACUGCCACUGCCAAAGCUACUGACCAGGCGCCACUAAUUUGCACCCCCCACCGCACCAAAGAAGCAGCCGGCCCCAGCGGCAGCAGACGAACGAACACAUUCGGACCAUCCUCUCCACAAGAUGCUUCCAAGGUACAAGAAGAAAUUGACAAAGAGGGCGAGUAGGAAAAGAGGGCGCAAAAAAAGCUGAGAGAGAUGGGGGUCUGUGUGGCGGGAUACAAUUGGAAGAGAGUAGCGGGUGGAUAUGAAUGCGAAGGAGGGACGCAUAGUAUCAGCGACACGCAGCUGCUUGCAAGUUGAGGCUGUGUUUGCGAAUUUGUUGGAUGUGUUAUUUCGGAGUUCUACUUCUGUUUCAGCGUCGUUAUUUGGUGUUUCGAGGGAGGCUACCGCACUUAUGAUACGAGUUAUCUUUCAGCAAAAAAAA
Messenger RNA from Tricharina praecox, 3343 nucleotides. RefSeq names its product P-loop containing nucleoside triphosphate hydrolase protein. The record is from RefSeq and is a predicted model, not a curated record. The transcript is spliced from 5 exons. NCBI's taxonomy places the organism in Eukaryota, Fungi, Ascomycota, Pezizomycetes, Pezizales, Pyronemataceae. The coding region runs from base 409 to 3084 and encodes 891 amino acids. Gene Ontology annotation, molecular function: ATP binding; ATP hydrolysis activity.